AUGAGUGUUUUUAAGUUGCCUAAGAAGCUACUGCAGGAAAUCAAUUUGAUGAUGGAAAAAUUUUGGUGGGGAAGUAGAAAUAACAAGCUGAAAAUUCAAUGGAAGUCUUGGACAAGAAUGGGAGUUUCUAAGAAGGAUGGGGGUUUGGGUUUUAGAGACCUGGAAUCUUUUAAUAAAGCCAUGUUGGCUAAGCAAGUAUGGAGAGUUCUCAACAAUCCAAAUUCCCUAGUUGCACAACUCCUAAAACAGAAGUACUUUAAGAGGGGCUCUAUCCUGAAUACAAAGAAGGGGACUAAUUCAUCUCUGGUGUGGCAGAGUCUAUGGUCAUCCAUUGAAUUGAUCAAGGCAGGAAGUUUAUGGAGAGUGGGGUCGGGUUCUAGUAUCAGUAUUUGGAAUGAUAAGUGGGUUAAGAAUGUUGUGCUGUUACAACUCAAUCUUCCUAUUCUUUGUUCUAGCAGGGAUCCAACUAUUUCUGAGUUGAUUGAUGAAGGGGAAUGCAGAUGGAAGAAGGAAGUGCUGGAUUAG
Molecule: messenger RNA, 525 nt
Organism: Carya illinoinensis
Lineage: Eukaryota; Viridiplantae; Streptophyta; Magnoliopsida; Fagales; Juglandaceae
Exons: 1
Coding region: 1-525 (174 amino acids)
Source: RefSeq, a predicted model, not a curated record